UUCUCUCUCCUAUUGUGUUCCCUAGCUGCUUUCUUCACUAAUUUCUUUUUUCAAAAAAGAAUGGGAUCUAAAGUAAGUGAGGGUGCACUCGUUCAUGCCUUUCUUGUCUCGUUUCCAGGCCAAGGACAUGUUAAACCUCUAAUUAGACUUGCUAAACGCCUCGCUUCGAAAGGCCUUCUUGUCACUUUUUCAGCACCAGAAAGUUUUGGUGCCGAAAUGAAAGGAGCCAACCCAAAAAUCAGCUGUGAACCCACUCCUUAUGGUAGUGGGAUGAUGAGAUUUGAUUUCUUCGAAGACGAAUGGGAUCACUCGAAGCCCGAUGGUAACGAUUUAGAGUUGUACUUGCAACAUCUUGAGCUUAUGGGCAAGAAAAUUUUACCUAAAAUGAUCAAGAAAUAUGCGGAACAGGGCAGCCCUGUUUCGUGUUUGAUUAAUAAUCCUUUUAUUCCUUGGGUUUGUGAUGUUGCUGAGAGCCUUGGGAUCCCUAGUGCUAUGCUUUGGGUACAAUCUGCUGCCAGCUUUUCAGCUUAUUAUCAUCAUAGUCAUAGCUUAGUUCCAUUUCCUAGUGAAUCGCAACCUGAAAUUGAUGUUCAAGUACCUUGUAUGCCUUUGUUGAAGUACGAUGAAGUUCCUAGUUUCUUGCACCCUUCAAGUCCAUAUACUUUCUUGAAAACAGCCAUUUUAGGCCAAUUCAAGAAUAUAUCCAAACUUACCUUUAUACUUAUGGAAACUUUCCAAGAACUUGAACAAGAUGUUGUCAAUUACCUCUCCAAAAAAUUUCCCAUCAAAACCGUUGGUCCUCUGUUCAAAUAUCCAAAAGAACUAGGUCCUACAUCUAGUGAUGUCCAAGGUGAUUUUAUGAAGGUAGAAAAUUGCAUAGAUUGGCUUGAUGCAAAAUCACCAUCCUCUGUAGUGUACAUUUCCUUUGGUAGUGUGGUCAUAUUAAAAAAAGAACAAGCGGAGGAAAUAGCAUAUGGAUUGUUGAAUUCAGGUGUGAACUUUUUGUGGGUCAUUAGGCCACCUACCAAACUCCAAAAUUUUGAUUCAUUAUUAUUACCUAGUGAAUUUCUAGAAAAAGCAGGAGAUAGAGCGAAAAUAGUGCAAUGGUGUCCACAAGAACAAGUUUUGUCCCAUCCGUCAGUGGCUUGUUUUGUGACCCACUGUGGUUGGAAUUCAACUCUAGAAGCACUUUCUAGUGGCAUGCCUGUUUUGGCUUUUCCUCAAUGGGGUGAUCAAGUCACCGAUGCGAAGUACAUAGUCGAUGUUUUUAAAAUUGGACUUGGACUAUGUAGAGGUGAGUCUGAAAAUAGGAUUAUUCCGAGAGAAGAAGUGGAGAAACGUGUAAGGGAGGCUAUGAAUGGGCCAAAGACGGCAGAGUUAAAAGAGAACGCGUUGAAAUGGAAGAAGAAGGCGGAGGAAGCGGUGGCUGCGGGUGGCUCCUCCGAGAGGAACUUGCAAACUUUUGUGGACUAUGUUAGAAGUGUGUGAUCGCAGCACAAAACGUACGCUGAAGAAUCCAUACACAUGGUGUAUAAUUAAUUUGUCUUUAUGAUAAUUGCAUAUUACUAUAUUCUUGUCUAUUAUUCCAUAAAUAAUAAGAGAUCUCACUUCUUUCGCCGUAUUGUAAUGGUUCAAUUUUUCAUCCCGUAAAUCCUGUAUCGUUAUCUCAAUUUCAAAAACUAAAUAAAAUUUGAAAUUAUCAGA
Capsicum annuum is the source of this 1704-nucleotide messenger RNA. RefSeq names its product limonoid UDP-glucosyltransferase-like. Gene Ontology annotation, molecular function: UDP-glycosyltransferase activity. The record is from RefSeq and is marked provisional. Lineage: Eukaryota; Viridiplantae; Streptophyta; Magnoliopsida; Solanales; Solanaceae.